AUGGCUCCAUCAGCUACCCCGAGUCUGACGCAUCAGACAAAACGACCGACCCCUAACCUGGAUUUUGAAGGCUCAUUUGUUCACAUCAUUGGAGGCAAACCAAGUCCUACCAAACAGACUAGACAUGGUGUCAACCCUGCCAAUCUACAGCCCAAGGCCGAGGUUCCGCUCGCGACAGAGGAAGACCUAGAUCGUGCCGUAUCUUCCGCCAAGGAGGCAUUCAAAACCUGGUCACAGGUACCUUAUGAGGAACGCCGCAGUGCCGUUCUGGCGUUCGCCGACGCUAUUGAUCAGUUGAGGACUCAAUUUCGAGAUCUUCUCGUCGCAGAGCAGGGAAAGCCACUUCCGCAAGCGGAUUACGAGACUGAUUCAGCCAUCGAAUGGAUUCGUGGGAUGGCAAAUAUCAGUCUUCCAGAAGAUGCCAUUGAGGACAAUGAGAGGCAUACAGUAACCACUAGAUAUCUGCCGCUCGGUGUUGUUGCGGCCAUAGUUCCAUGGAACUUUCCCCUGCUACUUGCCACGGGCAAGAUCGCCCCGGCUUUGUUGACGGGCAACGUUAUUAUUGUGAAGCCUUCUCCAUUUACCCCGUACGGUGGGCUCAAGCUUGUGGAGCUCGCCCAGCAAUUCUUCCCUCCUGGUGUUGUACAGUCCCUGAGCGGAGAUGACAAGCUUGGUCCAUGGAUCACCAGCCAUCCCGGUAUUGACAAGAUUAGCUUUACCGGCUCCACGACAACUGGCAAGCUUGUCCUUCAAAGUGCCAGUAAGACGCUCAAGCGCGUAGUCCUGGAACUUGGAGGCAACGAUCCUGCCAUCAUCCUCCCUGAUAUCAACAUUGAUAAAGUUGCCCAACAGGUUGCUUUCUAUGCAUUCUUGAACUCUGGUCAGAUUUGUCUCAACUUGAAGAGAAUCUACGUCCACGAGUCUAUAUAUGAGGACUUCCGAGACGCGGUCGUGCGGCAUGUCAAAGAUUAUGUCGUUGGUGAUGGUUCAAAGGCAGGUGUCACUCAUGGGCCUCUGCAGAACUCGAUGCAGUACGAACGUGUCAAGACUUUCUUCGAUGAUAUCGAGAAGCAAGGAUGGAAGGUGGCCACUGGUGGAAAGAUUGAGCCAUCUCAAGGAUAUUUUGUCACGCCCACCAUCAUUGACAGGCCCGACGAAGAUUCAAGAAUUGUUGUCGAGGAGCCUUUUGGUCCUAUCGUGCCUCUCUUGAGCUGGAAGACGGAGGAAGAAGUCAUUGCACGUGCAAACAACACUUCAAUGGGACUAGGAGCCUCGGUAUGGAGCAAUGAUAUCAAGAAAGCGACAAGAAUUGGCAAGUCCAUCCAAGCUGGCAAUAUAUGGAUCAACACUCACUUUGAUCUCUCUCCCAUGGCCCCGUUUGGCGGGCACAAGGAGAGUGGCAUCGGCACUGAGUGGGGAGCCAAUGGCCUCAAGGCCUUCUGUAACGUACAGACCCUGUUCUGUAACAAGCAAAUUGUCAGCUAG
This is a messenger RNA of Clonostachys rhizophaga, 1485 nucleotides long. Lineage: Eukaryota; Fungi; Ascomycota; Sordariomycetes; Hypocreales; Bionectriaceae. The record is from the annotation of a GenBank genome assembly.